This is a messenger RNA of Raphanus sativus (radish), 2228 nucleotides long. RefSeq names its product cytochrome P450 94B3. Bases 491 to 1993 code for a protein of 500 amino acids. Lineage: Eukaryota; Viridiplantae; Streptophyta; Magnoliopsida; Brassicales; Brassicaceae. The record is from RefSeq and is a predicted model, not a curated record. The transcript has a single exon. Gene Ontology annotation, molecular function: iron ion binding; oxidoreductase activity, acting on paired donors, with incorporation or reduction of molecular oxygen; monooxygenase activity.
CACAAAACGCAAUUUAUCCAUCUUUAAUUUUGAUUUUGAAAUUCUAUUAGAGAGGGGGGGUCUAGGUAGAACUAAAAAGAUUAGGGAGCAAUACCAAGAGAAUUCAUAUAUACAGGGGGGUUUAUAAUGAGCUUAGAAGUUUGGGUGGGAAUAGAUAGGGUUUAGUGGUCUGCAGAGGGGAAUAGGCAGUCAUCCCUAAAUAAUAAGAUGAUGUCGGGGUAAAAAUGAAUGGAACUCCACUAUAGGUUAUACUUAUAUUAAUGGAAAGCAACUACAAAUCAUUAACAAAAGUAUUACCAAUAAACAAAGCAUCAUAAUAAUGCAGGGGACUGGGAUCCGAUUAAUUCAGGCUCGUGCGUCAAAUCUGUAUAGACUAAAUAUUUGUUGCUUAAAAAAAUAAGAAGAAAUGGUCUCUUGACCCUUUCCUGAUUGUCGUAUUCUCCAUUUUUUUCCCUAAAAAAAGAAGUUUUGAAGCUGAUCAUCAUCAACAAUGGAAGCUUCAACUCUUGUUCUUCUUCCUUUUCUCUUCCUCGUGGUUUUGAUGCUCAAUACUGGAAGAUCUGUUUGCCUACGUAACUCUAUACCAGCGCCGAAAACAUACCCGGUUAUCGGAUGCUUAAUUUCCUUCUAUACAAACCGGAACCGGUUGCUGGAUUGGUAUACCGAGCUCUUAACCGAAUCCGCAAGUGGGACAGUGAUAAUAAACCGGUUGGCUGCGAGGAGAACGGUGGUGACAGCCAACCCAUCGAACGUCGAGUAUAUCCUCAAGACAAACUUUGAUAACUACCCGAAAGGCAAACCCUUCACGGAGAUUCUCGGAGACUUUCUGGGCGACGGUAUAUUUAACGUUGACGGAAAGCUGUGGUUAAAGCAGCGGAGACUCGCUACUCAUGAUUUCACGCCAAAGUCGCUGAGAUCAGAGUACGUUGACGUUUUGAGGAAGGAGGUAGAGGAGGAGCUUCUGUCCUUCUUGGACGCUGCUGCCCAAGAUUUUCAACCCUUGGAUCUCCAAGAGCUUCUCCGGAGAUUCUCUUUCAAUAUUGUCUGCAUUGUUUUCCUCGGGAUCCAUCGUUCCAGUUUAAACCCGUCCUCACCCGUUUCUGAGUUCGAUCGAGCGUUUCAGACUGCGGCUGCGGUUAGCGCUGGACGUGGUUCUGCACCGCUGUCUUUCGUGUGGAAGCUUAAGAGACUGGUCGGGUUUGGAUCUGAGAAAGACCUCAGAAACGCUGUCCAAAAAGUUCAUAGCUGCGUCAAUGAGAUCAUUCGAGAAAAGAAGAUGAUGAUCACUACCACUACCAAGAGCGAUGAUUUUCUGUCGCGAUUGAUCGUCGCUGGAGAAAGUGACGAGGCUGUGAGAGAUAUGGUAAUUAGUCUUGUAAUGGCUGGGAGGGACACGACCUCCGCGGUUACCACACGCUUGUUUUCGUUAAUCUCCUGUCACAAGACAACCGAGUGUGAGCUAGUUAAUGAAAUCAGAUCGGUUAUGGAUAUAACCGGUGGGGGCUUCGAUUACCAAUCACUCAAGAAACUGAGUCUCUUGAAAGCUUGCUUGUGUGAAGUGAUGCGAUUGUAUCCUCCGGUGCCUUGGGAUUCCAAACACGCCUUAACCGAUGACCGUUUACCAGACGGUACGGCUGUGCGUGCCGGAGACCGGGUUACGUAUUUUCCAUAUGGGAUGGGGAGAAUGGAGGAGCUUUGGGGGAAAGAUUGGGAUGAGUUUAAACCAAACCGAUGGUUUGAGUCUUAUGAUCAUAAUACCAGAGUUUUGAAGAAAGUCAACCCUUUCAAGUUUCCGGUUUUUCAAGCCGGUCCGAGGGUUUGUCUCGGGGAAGAGAUGGCCUACAUGCAGAUGAAGUACGUUGUGUCUUCCAUGCUUAACCGUUUUCAGAUUGUACCAAUCGGUAUGGACAAACCGGUUUUUGUGCCAAUGCUCACGGCUCACAUGGCUGGUGGGAUGCAAGUCCGCGUUCACCGGAGAGAUGGAUCUCAAUGAAGAGAACCAGAUUUGCAUUUUCGGUCAUCCGAAUAAAGUCAAUAAUCACUAUGGUUUUAUUGAAUGUAAGUAAAACGUUUCCAUGAUCGUAUUUUCUCCUUUCUUCUUUUGGGUGAACCAGCCCACAUUUUAGUUUUCCAUAUUUUCAAUAAACAUCAGUAAAAACUAUUAUAAUAUUAUUGUCUGAAAACUAAAUUUAUGUUGAGAAGCAGUUAAGCACUUAUUUACAUCUUUA